AUGUGUAUAUCAAGCCCGACUGUUUUGUUUUUUGAUAACAUGUGGGGAAGAAGGUUAGGACAACUGAUAUUUUAUCCGCCUCAAGUGAUAAAACGACAUGGCUCUACAUCCAAGUAUCUACAAAAACUCUUAGACGGGAGCAAGAAAAGACGAAAGAAGCCAUUUAAACUCACAGGGAGUAACAUUACAACAGCUAAGAAGUAUGUGUCUGAAGGAAGCAAGCAUCGUUCUUUCCGAGUGAGUCAGGUUGUACACGGGACUGUGGUUGAUAUUAUAGACAGCGGGGAGCUGGACCCAGAAAUCCCUACCCUCGGAGUCAGCAUUUCUGAUGUUGUUUGGAGUCCUGAGAUGAGCUCAAUGAACAUCUACUGGCAGACAAGUUCCGAUGAUGUCGAACAGAGAGAGGUGGUUAGAAAUCUUCUCAACUCGAAGGCAAAGAAAAUGCGAUCUUUAUUAAUAGGAAGAAAAAUCUCUGGACAUAUUCCCAAUAUUCAGUUUGUGUGGGACAAAUCUCAACUGAAGACCUCCUAUCUCCAAUAUAUUGAUAAGGUAUUAUCAGUAGCAGACUAUGGUCCAGAUUAUGAACCCCAGAAAUUCCCUCCACCCACUGCUCACCACGGAAUACCAAUACUACAGGCCUCUCCCAAAAUACUGGAGAGGUUAUGGGAAGUUUCCGAAGAUCGAGGCCCUGAAGAAAUGAAAGAAUACGUAGAAAAAUCAUAUCGUGAUGACAUUUACGGAUUAGAUCACACCCUGUUGAUGGAAUCAAUUCAAAAUUCUAAACAAAAACUUCAGGCAGGUCUGAGGAAGAGGGAGAAAAAAUCUAUGAAAGACAGCAGAGAACAAAAUGAUCACAGAGUGAAUGUAGAAUUACGACAGCAAGAGAAAGACAGGCGAGAGAUGUUCACUACAACAGCAGCUGGGUUUCCUCAGAGAGUGAGUGAAAUGCAGAGAAGUUUGUCUGAUGACUCUGAAGACAAUAAUGCUGAGAGGUGUGAGGAACCAGAUUUUCUUGAAGAUGAGUGGUCAGAUGAGGAGGAGGAUUUUGAUGAUGAGGAUGAUGAACUUAAUAUCACAGGGGACAAAAAUACAAAGUGUGAACAGGAAGAAAAUAGAACACAUCUUGAUAAAACAAUUAAUUCUGAACAAUUAAAUAAAGGAGAAAAAGAUAAUCUUCAGAUGGCUAAAGAACAAAACAAGAAAAGUCCAACACUCAAAAGGCUGGGUUUUAAAAACAGUUUAGGUUCUCCAGCAAUGCACGGUCCUCUUCGAGUGAGGGACAUGCAAAGAUUUAUAACAGAUGGGAACAUUGAUAAUAAAGGAGAUGAAAUAGACUUGUUAGAAGAUGAAUGGUCAGAUGAUGAGGAAAACAACACAGAAAGAGAUAUAAAGAAAUGAAACAAACAGAAUGUAUUGUGCAUGUUUCCCAUCAAAAGUAUGCAUCACAUAGAAUCUUGUACAUGUACCGGGUAUUCUUUUAUCUGGAGUGCAUGUAGAAUUUGUGACUAAAAAACACUUCAAUAUCAGUGUAAAAUUCUGGAAAAUGUUCCAUUGGGUGUAUGAUAACUUGUGGACCAUUUUGUUUAGAUCAGGAGCCACAGCAAUAAAAAUAUUACACAUG
This is a messenger RNA of Saccostrea cuccullata (small rock oyster), 1621 nucleotides long. RefSeq lists its product as uncharacterized. The transcript is spliced from 5 exons. The record is from RefSeq and is a predicted model, not a curated record. The coding region runs from base 1 to 1398 and encodes 465 amino acids. Gene Ontology annotation, biological process: rRNA processing. Lineage: Eukaryota; Metazoa; Mollusca; Bivalvia; Ostreida; Ostreidae.